Budorcas taxicolor (takin) is the source of this 1027-nucleotide messenger RNA. Its product is annotated as myosin regulatory light polypeptide 9. Gene Ontology annotation, biological process: platelet aggregation. Gene Ontology annotation, cellular component: cytoplasm. NCBI's taxonomy places the organism in Eukaryota, Metazoa, Chordata, Mammalia, Artiodactyla, Bovidae. The transcript is spliced from 4 exons. The record is from RefSeq and is a predicted model, not a curated record. The coding region runs from base 172 to 690 and encodes 172 amino acids. Gene Ontology annotation, molecular function: calcium ion binding.
GUUAGCAGAGAAUGGUGACUCCCUUCCUUCCGGUCCGCUAAGCGAAGGCCGGAAGUGUCGGUUUGUAGCGUCUUUGGGAGUGGAAGGGAGUUGGUAGGGGGAGCUGAAGCAGCGAGGAGGUUCCUGAAGCUCUCGGAUUCUCUCGGCUGAGUUAGGGAUUUAACUGCCACCAUGUCGAGCAAAAGAGCAAAGACCAAGACCACCAAGAAGCGCCCCCAGCGCGCGACCUCCAAUGUGUUCGCCAUGUUUGACCAGUCCCAGAUUCAAGAGUUCAAGGAGGCUUUCAACAUGAUCGACCAGAACAGGGAUGGGUUCAUUGACAAGGAAGACUUGCAUGACAUGCUUGCUUCCCUGGGAAAAAAUCCAACUGAUGAGUAUCUGGAUGCCAUGAUGAAUGAGGCUCCAGGUCCCAUAAAUUUUACCAUGUUUCUCACAAUGUUUGGUGAAAAGUUAAAUGGCACAGAUCCAGAAGAUGUCAUCAGAAAUGCUUUUGCUUGCUUUGAUGAAGAAGCGACUGGCACCAUUCAGGAGGAUUACCUGAGAGAACUGCUGACCACAAUGGGAGACCGGUUUACAGAUGAGGAAGUGGAUGAGCUGUACAGAGAAGCACCUAUUGACAAAAAGGGGAAUUUCAAUUACAUCGAGUUCACACGCAUCCUUAAGCAUGGAGCAAAAGACAAAGACGACUAAAAAGAACUUCAAACUCCAGCCAAACGUUCCUUGUUGCCACUCUGGGUAUUUCUGAGACUUUCUCUUAGAGCCUGUUGCAUGCCCUUAGCUUUACAGCUUCUGCCUUUCUUGUUGUAUUUAUUCUCAGCCAUUUGGGGCACAUGCAUCUCUAUAAUCAGACUGGAUAUGGGACUUACUGUCAUUUUAAGAAUAGAAAAUAGGGUAAUUUAACUUACCAGCUGCCGUCUACCCUCCCCGCCCCCAGUAACUGCAGUCUACAGAGUCAAUAUAUUUUUUCAGAGAAGGUUAUUCACUCAAUUUUUUCUGAACCAUAAUUAAACUUUAUGAUAAAAACUUA